Labrus bergylta (ballan wrasse) is the source of this 1893-nucleotide messenger RNA. It is a transcript of the gene asb15b, whose product is annotated as ankyrin repeat and SOCS box containing 15b. Gene Ontology annotation, biological process: protein localization to ciliary inversin compartment; intracellular signal transduction. NCBI's taxonomy places the organism in Eukaryota, Metazoa, Chordata, Actinopteri, Labriformes, Labridae. Gene Ontology annotation, cellular component: ciliary inversin compartment. Gene Ontology annotation, molecular function: protein binding. The record is from RefSeq and is a predicted model, not a curated record.
AUGGAUAACCUUGAGCAAGAAGGCAUAAAUGAAGAAUUUAUCGAGUUUGCCAUCCGUGAAAGCAUUCAAGACGCCUCCAAGCUGCCAUGUUCAGCACCAAUUCACAGAAAAGAAUCAAACAGUGAGGAAUUUGUGAAGAUAAUGGAAGCUAUUCACACAGGUGAUGUGUGUGCACUGCAGGAGCUGUCAGGUUAUACGUCUGCGUUCAGAGAGAGAGACAGCAGGGGUCAGCUGCUUCUGCACGCAGCAGCAGUUCAGCCUCAACAGGAGAUCCUACAUGUUGUGUUACAGGUGCUGACAUCCACAGACCUGACCUUGGAGGAGCAGACAGAGGAUGGGGACACAUGUUUAACUCUGGCAGCAGAGGCCGGCCUGGUGGAAAAUGUCAAGAUACUGCUGCAGCACCAGGCUUCACCACACAACAACAACAGCAGAAACGAGUCUCCUUUGCUGAUUGCGGUGAGAAAGAAAUCAUACGACAUGGUUUUUACGCUCAUCAUGGGUGGGGCCUUUGUGGAGCAGGUGUGUCAAUCGAAGUGGACAGCCACCCAUGAAGCAGCAAAGGUUGGAUGUCCGGCUGUUCUUCUGCUGCUUCUUCGACACGGUGCAAAGGUAACCACCAGAGGUGCUCAUGGUGUAACUCCUCUUGGGAUUGCAGCUGAAUAUGGAAACGCUGAAGCCUUGGAAAUCCUCAUACAUCAUGGUGGUGACGUAAAUGCCCAAGCCAGCAAUGGGGACACAGUGCUAUAUGAUGCAGCUGGAAACGGAAACCUGGACUGUAUCAAGUUGCUCCUGGUGCACAACGCCAACCCGAAUGUCGCCAGCUAUGCCUGCCAGCUGCCCAUCCACAGAGCUGCAUACGAGGGACACAUACUAGCUCUGAGGACUCUCAUCCCCAUCACCACAAAGAAAGCUAUCCGUCUCUCAGGCCAGAACCCUGUCCACUCUGCAGCAGACGGGGGACAGGUUGAGUGUCUGAAGCUGCUUCUCCAGAAAGGAUACGAUGUCAAUGCAAUGCUAGACACUCACAUUUCUGAGAACUACGGGGACCUGAGAAAGACUCCUCUGUACUUUGCUGUUUCCAACGGUGAUGUCACCUGUUCAGAGAUAUUGCUCGCAGCUGGAGCACGAACCGACCUGGAUCCACUUCAGUGCAUCCUGGUCGCUGUUCGAGCUGAGAGGUAUGAGCUGGUGCAGCUUCUGUUGUCCUACGGAGCAGAGGUGAACUGUAACUUCAGUGUGAUCUGCAACACAUUGUUCCCGACAGCCCUGCAGUACAGCCUGAGGGAUCCAGUGAUGCUGCGACUGCUGCUCAACAGCGGAUAUCAAGCUUACAAGUGUUUCCAGUGUUGCCAUGGUAACUGUGAAGAAAUAGACAGUACGUGGACUGAGCUCCACAACCAAGCUUACCAGAUUUAUAGUCAACCUAAUGCCAUCUCAUUCUGUGAGUAUGUAUCGGUGUCCUGGCUGACACAUCUGGUUGGCGGCAUUGUAAGGAUGUUCCUGGACUACGUCAGCCAUGUGAACAUCUGUCCAAACCUCAAACGCAUCCUGGAAAAGAGACCAGAGUGGGAAGAGAUUUCUGAAAUACUGGGUAAACCACGGUCUCUGCAGCACUUGUGUCGCCUGCUUAUCCGAGGUCACAUGGGCCUCAGGACUCUGAAUAACCCUGAAGCAAUGGCUGCAGUCCCUUUUCCUCCACGGCUGAGGAAAUACCUGACCUACAGUGACUAUGACCUUUAUGGAGAACUCUCCUCCAUAUAGAACAUACAAUUUAUAUCUGUGUAAUUGAGGCACUAAUGAAAAUGCACUGGUCACACUUUAAAAUAUACCAAAUGAGAAUAUAUUUUCUCUCUUAAAGGCUUUAUAUGCAAUUUUUUCAUCCAGCAGAUG